CAAAACAUAGACGCGGACAGAUACUUUUAUUGUGAGAAAUGAUUCGAUGCGGAAUCGCAUGUUUUGUGCUCGUGCCGAUACGCGCGCUGUCCUCCUUCGCAAUCCAAACAAACAAGGGCACGUCGAGACACUGACGCCAUUGGUGCACUGGGUUGCCUAUGAGCUAUGGGGGUGCUGAUGGAUUUGGCAGAAGGGUUGCCGACCCGAAUUAGCCGCAACGGAAAGCAGCAGAAGAAGGGGAGGAACAGCACGUGGUGCGGAGGACGGCGGCGGCUGAUAUCAUCGCAGCUGCUGUUGGCAAAACAAACACAAAGCAACAGCUGAGCAAGUGCUGACGGCAAGCGAGAGCAGCAUUGACGUCGACGACGACUGUUGGCUGCGCUUGCCCAGGUACAAUGAGAUGACGCGCACACGGCGCACAAACAAAGGGCUAGCGAGCAAGAGAGAAGCAGAAGCAAGCAAGAGAAAAGCAAAAGGGAGGAGGCAAGUCAGAGGGUCGAAGAGAGGAGCGGAGCUAAUUUUUUCCCUCCGUUGGUGUGUUGCCGCGGCUACCACAACACAACACAGCACAGCACUCGCUCGUGUGUGGGAAGUGGCGUGGAUUUGGUUCACUUUUGUCGCUGUUAGAGUGACCGCGUGUUCAUUUUCAUCGCCGCUCACCGUCGCCAACCGACCAAGGACCAAGAAACCAAGACCCAAGGAAGGUCUCACGUAGUCAAGUAGUCCAGUCGCCAAGUCGAUUCCCCACCUCGCCUCAAGCACGUCGGAUCAAAGUACAGCAAUUCCCUGGCUGUCAACCAAGAUGAAGUCCACCAUUGCAACGCUUUUGCUGCUGCUCGCGGCCUGCGGCCUUGCUGCACCACCAACUUGGGCCACGCCAUUGGCCGGGGCAGCUGCCGAGAAUGGCGAGGGCGGCGAAGGAGGCGAAGAAGAAGGCAGCGUGAACGCCGUCAUCGCACACGGCAUCUGCAUGGUCCUUGCCUGGAUCCUCUUCUCCCCUUCCGCCAUCUUCAUCGCCCACUUUCUCAAGUUCCUGGGCCAAAAGUGGUUCCUCCUCCACAAGUACAUGCAGAUUAUUGCGACACUGCUGACGGUGGCUGGGUUUAUUGCCAUCUUGUCGGGCGGUGAGGCCGAGGCUGAGGGCGCACACGGCUCCCUUGGCAUCUUCCUCCUCGUCUGCACCCUCAUCCAGGCCCUCCUUGGCUUUGCCCGCAACCUCAUCAGCGGUGAGCCAACAGACCCCAACGACCCAAAGGACCACGGCCCAAGGCGCUGGAUGUUCAACUACAUGCACUGGCUCCUCGGUGCCCUCACCACCGUAAUUGCAAUCGUCACCAUCUACCUUGGCCUUGAUCUCGUGGAGAUUGGCACGCCAGGAUUCACAGCGCUGUAUGUGUGGCUCGGCGUGGAGGCGUUUGUAGUGCUUGUCUCCCUGGUGAUCAACCACAGGGAGGGCCACUCCAACAACGUUCUCCUGGCGGCUUGCGGCGUCUUUGCUGCCGCCGCCCUUGCAUGCACCAUCGUGAUUGCCGUCAAGAUUGGCACAGUCUCAAACAUCGACCUUUGAGAGUAAUGGAUUGGAUAUAUGUGUGUGUUCUUGAUUGAUUGAUUGAUUGUGUUGUUGAGUGAUUGGUUCCCACCCCCACUCCCGUAUCCUCCCUUAUGUUGCUUUCGUCCUCUCCUGACACCCUUUGACAGAAGUUGUGUGACUCUGUGGCGCGUUGUUUUGGUGUUUGUUUUUUUGACUGCACACGUGCACACAAUAUACGGCAAGCAGUGUGACCAAUCAUCGAGAAGAAGAAGAACGCAGUACCCAC
Salpingoeca rosetta is the source of this 1817-nucleotide messenger RNA. RefSeq lists its product as uncharacterized. The record is from RefSeq and is a predicted model, not a curated record. Gene Ontology annotation, molecular function: transmembrane monodehydroascorbate reductase activity. Bases 803 to 1567 code for a protein of 254 amino acids. The transcript has 7 exons. Lineage: Eukaryota; Choanoflagellata; Craspedida; Salpingoecidae.